AUGAUCUUUAUUUGUCGCCAUCUUGAUAAGGGACUAAAGAUCGAGUACUUAAUGGUUAAAGAUCUGUUAGCUCUCUGGAAGGCCUUGAGAAACAGAUACAAUCACCAGACAACGAUGAUUCUUCCAACAGCUCGCUAUGAGUGGACUCACCUAAGGAUCCAAGAUUUCAAGUCAGUGGCAAAGUACAAUUCUGCAUUGUUCAGAAUUACAUCUCAGAUGAAGCUCUGUAGGGAUACUAUUACUGAGAAAAAUUUGCUAGAAAAAACUUUCAACACAUUUCAUGCCUCUAACAUGCUCCUGCAGCAACAAUAUAAAGCGCGAGGCUUUAUUGAAUACAACCAGCUGAUAUCUGUGCUCUUGGUAGCUGAACAAAACAAUGAGCUCCUGAUGAAAAAUCAUCAGUCCCGACCUACACUGCACCAUUCCCAGAAGUGA
Molecule: messenger RNA, 435 nt
Organism: Malus domestica (apple)
Lineage: Eukaryota; Viridiplantae; Streptophyta; Magnoliopsida; Rosales; Rosaceae
Source: RefSeq, a predicted model, not a curated record